Molecule: messenger RNA, 1608 nt
Organism: Bicyclus anynana (squinting bush brown)
Lineage: Eukaryota; Metazoa; Arthropoda; Insecta; Lepidoptera; Nymphalidae
Product: UDP-glucuronosyltransferase 2B15
Exons: 4
Coding region: 28-1602 (524 amino acids)
Molecular function (GO): UDP-glycosyltransferase activity
Source: RefSeq, a predicted model, not a curated record
UAGCCUUUAAAGAUUUAGUUUGCAACAAUGUCUACAAGACUUAAAAUCUCCACAGUGGUUUGUUUUAUUAGCUUUAAUUUAUAUUUGACAAGUGGUGCAAGAAUCUUAGGAGUGUUCCCAACCCCUUCGAUUAGUCAUCAAGUUGUAUUUCGUCCUUUAGUGCAAGAACUUGUGAAGCGAGGGCAUGAAGUGACAGUAAUAACCACAGAUCCUGCAUUCAAACCAGGGCAGGCACCGACCAACUUAACCGAGAUAGAUGUCCAUGAUCUUUCUUACAAAAUAUGGAUUAAUGCUUUGGAGGAAAUGAAGACAGGAAUCGAAGAUGAUGAUGUAUAUUCUCAAAUCCAAGUCGUAAUAAUAUCAAUGUCCAAGGUAUUUGAAGCUCAAAUAGCUACUGAUGAAGUUCAAAAAAUAAUUACAAAGAAAAAGGGACAGUUUGAUUUAUUACUUUUAGAAGCUUUUAUAAAACCUACCUUAGCUUUUACUCAUGUUUUCAAUGUUCCAACUAUUCAGAUCAGUUCAUUCGGUGGAUUGCAAUAUAAUUUCGAAGUAGUUGGAGCCCCAUUACACCCUUUACUAUAUCCAACGAUUGUGAGCCAAAGAAUAUAUAAUUUAUCUAGCUUUGAAAAACUACAACAGCUGUAUAAACUGUUGAAAAUUAAUAGGUUUUACGAUUUAGCAGAGCAAGACGAUGAUAAGCUUUUAAAAAAAAUAUUUGGACCAGAUAUUCCAUCCUUACGAGACUUAACUCAUAAUGUUCAUAUGUUGUUUCUCAAUUUUCAUCCAAUGUGGUCGAAUAACCAACCAGUUCCACCGAGUGUAGUGUGUAUUAGGGGGAUACAUAAUGAUCAACAAAAAGAGUUACCAAAGGACUUGAACGAUUUAUUAAACAAAUCAAAACAUGGUGUUAUUUACUUUAGCUUUGGAACGAACGUAAGACCGUCGAUUAUGCCACAAAAAAAAGUUCAAAUGAUGAUCAAGGUUUUUUCGGAGCUUCCAUAUGAUGUAAUAUGGAAGUGGGAUUUGGAUUCUAUGCCUGGAAAGUCAGAUAACAUCAAAUUGUACAAGUGGCUACCGCAAUCAGACCUUCUACGACAUCCAAAAAUUAAAUUGUUUAUCACACAAGGAGGACUACAAUCUACAGAUGAAGCUAUAGAUGCUGGAGUACCUCUUAUUGGUAUACCAUUGUUAGGUGAUCAAUGGUACAAUACAGAAAAAUAUCAGUAUCAUAAAAUUGGAGUUAAACUUGAUAUGCCUUCUUUAACAGAAGAAAUAUUUAAAAACGCUAUUGUUACCGUCAUUUCUGAUAGAAGCUAUCGAGAGAAUAUAAUAAGACUGCGAAACAUCUUUAGAGAUGAACCACAGACACCAUUAGAACGUGCGGUUUGGUGGACAGAGUAUGUUCUACGGCACGGUGGUGCUAAACAUUUGAGAGCAGCCGGUGCCAAUAUAUCAUGGACACAGUACUUAGAGAUCCAGUUAAUAGUUAUAGUGUUACCAGUAUUGUUAUUCGUGAUAUUAUUAUUUGUAUGGGUUUUAAAGUUUCUAAAACAUUUUGUCAGAGAAAUAAUUGGCUCUAUGAUUAAAAUAAAAACAAAUUAAAAGUUA